Messenger RNA from Penicillium malachiteum, 2223 nucleotides. RefSeq lists its product as uncharacterized. The record is from RefSeq and is a predicted model, not a curated record. NCBI's taxonomy places the organism in Eukaryota, Fungi, Ascomycota, Eurotiomycetes, Eurotiales, Aspergillaceae. Bases 1 to 2223 code for a protein of 740 amino acids. The transcript is spliced from 3 exons. Gene Ontology annotation, molecular function: flavin adenine dinucleotide binding; NADP binding; N,N-dimethylaniline monooxygenase activity.
AUGGCUAAGUCAGUCUGCAUCGUGGGUGCAGGCCCAGCUGGUCUAGUGGCAGCGAAAAACCUCCUUCGUGGCGCCCCAGAAGGGUUUUUCAAAGUAACCAUAUUUGAAGCUCAAAGCGACCUGGGAGGACUGUGGCCGACCUCGAAAGAUGAUACGGGCCGUCAAAUUCAUCCGCUCAUGUUCACGAAUGGAAGCAAACACACAGUUGCCUUCAGUGACCUCUGCUGGGAAGACGAUAACAUCUCUCAGUUCCCCAGAGCUUACAACGUUGGGCAGUACUUACACCGGUAUUAUGAUCGUUACCUCCACGGAAAUCCCAAUUUUCAGCUUCUAUUGAACAGCCGGGUCAUGGAAUCGAAACCAUCAGCCAAUGGCUCUGAUCAGUGGAUUGUACACUUUGAAUCUGGUAAUGAGAUGCACACGAGAACCUUUAAUUACUUGAUUGUAGCAUCGGGCUUCUUUGGGCAGCCCAUCACGCCUCCGUGUUUUCAUCAGACACAAAUUUCAGGCAUUCCCGUUCUACAUAGCUGCCAAUACCGCGAUUUGAAAGGCCUGCUUGGCAAGGGUCGGCCAGGAGGUGGCAAAAUUCUGGUAGUUGGAGGGCAAAUGUCAGGAGUGGAGAUUGCAGGCACCAUUGGUACACAUUUAUCCUCUGCUAUCAAUUCUGCGGAUGAGUUUGAUAUACCAGACAUCGCCAGCUAUUCUAUUCACAAUGUUGUGCCCAGACCCACAUGGGUCUUUCCGCUGUUUACAAGUCCCGAGCCUACUACUGCCGGUGCUCCAUUCCUACCAUUGGACUUUGGAUUUUUCAAUCGCAAUAAUAGAGGUGAAACCUUGGCCAAUACUCAAGGUCACAUCGACGAAGAGAACGCUGAGUUUAUGCACGGGCUCUACCAGUACAUGCUUGGUGGUGAUCAGUCUGAGUUUUCUUCUAAAAUCCAGAUUACGGAAGACUCGAUGACAAUCCAGCCACACAUGUCCGUGAGUGAUUGGUACUGCGACUUUGUGAGAUCAGGGCUCAUUACCGUGUCGCACGGAAAAGUCAAUUCUAUGGAGGGAGACACAGCGUACAUCUCCCUAGGGGACCAGCAGAUCAAAGAAAUUGCUGCCGUUGUUAUUGCCACUGGAUUUGACCCGAGCCCUUGUUUGAGCUUCUUGCCGGAAGACAUUCGUCAAAAGCUUUCUCAUUCCCCCAAGCACGUCAAUCAGCCUCUAGCUCUGGCUUUCCACGGAACACAUCAUCCUGAUAUCCCAAAGCUUGGUUUUGUUGGCUUUUAUCGAAACCCCUACUGGGGUGUCAUGGAGAUGCACGCACGUUACCUGACAAAACUUUGGUCAGAUCCAACUUCUGCGUCACUUCAACGCAAGCUAGCCAACGAUAACUCUAUUCAAACAACGCUCUCCUUGCGUGAUGAUCCUCGAGUCUCGCAGUAUCCAAUGGGUGACUACCCUUAUUUAAUGCAAGAAUUUGCAGAAGCUUUGGACCUGAGUUUCUUCUCCCUGCCUACACCAGAAGGGAUGCCAACCCUUUCUCACAAUGACCUCCCUCUGGACAUGUUUACUCCAGCCAGAUAUUGCGACAAUUAUUCUGGAAAUAUCGAGACCAAUGAUGCUGAAAUCGCCGUUCAAAGGAUCCAAACCGUUAUCAAGUUGUCGCUUACCACUCCAAAAUAUGUUGCGAGGGGUAUUUUCCGCAGCCUUUUGGGCUCGUGGAAGAUGAAAACCACUAUCAAAGCCUUAGCCUCUUCCAGCCCGGAGGAAAUUUUGGUUGGAAAUAUGGAAUUCCUGCUUCGGAGGGCAACAAGAGAUGGACAGCAACAUUUGAUUAACGGCAACCAGGUGAAGCACGAUGGUGACGCCUUGGAGUAUCUGUGUGUCGAAAAAAGGACAUGGCAAGAUUGCAGCGCUACUGAUAAGCCUGAAUCUCGUUAUGUCUGGCGUUAUGAUGACCAGGUAGACUUGUUGAGUGUGUGGUCCGUGGGACAUGAUGAUCCUAUGCGAGCAAAUUCGCUGUCUCACAUAAUUGAAUUUAAGCAGCCCCGAGAUGAGGAGGAACGAGAGGAUGGCUGGUCGGCCUAUGCAAAUAACUUGAGAACAGCUGAGCUUGAAGUUAGCUACAAAUUCGCUUUUCAAGCGGUCAACCUCACGGAGUGGAGUAUUACGACCACCUUCAAAGUUGACGACAAGGAUUUCAUGGCACAGAAAGUCAUGACUCGCUACUAG